This is a messenger RNA of Cicer arietinum (chickpea), 633 nucleotides long. RefSeq names its product large ribosomal subunit protein eL43. Lineage: Eukaryota; Viridiplantae; Streptophyta; Magnoliopsida; Fabales; Fabaceae. Gene Ontology annotation, biological process: translation. Gene Ontology annotation, molecular function: structural constituent of ribosome. The record is from RefSeq and is a predicted model, not a curated record. Gene Ontology annotation, cellular component: ribosome.
AUCGGAUAUGUACCCGACCCACCAAUCCAAAGAGGUUAUCUAUAAAAACGGCCAAGAAGAAAAUUAGGGUUUCUCUGCCUGUUAGCUUCCAUUCCAUCGCUGCCACUCCCUCUUGCUAGGCUUUCAGCGCCUUCGAUACCUGCAAAUAUGACUAAGAGGACAAAGAAGGCUGGCAUUGUUGGGAAAUAUGGUACCCGUUAUGGUGCCAGUCUGCGAAAGCAGAUUAAGAAGAUGGAAGUUAGUCAGCACAGCAAAUUUUUCUGUGAAUUUUGUGGAAAGUAUGCUGUGAAGAGAAAAGCUGUAGGAAUAUGGGGAUGCAAGGAUUGUGGCAAAGUGAAAGCAGGAGGAGCAUACACUUUGAACACCGCAAGUGCCGUGACUGUACGGAGCACCAUCAGGAGGUUGAGGGAACAAACUGAAAGUUAAGCUGUUAGCUUUUUUGCUGGAUGCAAGUCUCUUUUAAUUAAGUGUAGUUGAUUUUCAGAGAACUAUGUCGAUUGUACUCAAAUUAAAACUUCUAUUGAGUGUCUACCUGAGAUCAAUUUUAUUUUAUUGCAAAGCUUUCUGUUAUAGAGCGAAUACACUUUUCUUGUUUCCGUUCAUUAUUUAUUACAAGCUCGAGGUUUCUAUUGA